AUCAGUGUGGAAGAACUGCAAGCAAAGAAAUAUUUAUAUAAGCGAAGUUUCCUUAUGUAGCAUGUCCUUGGCUGGAUUCAUCAUGAUACUUACAGAUGCUACUUUCAUCUGUUUGCUUCUUUUUCAGGACCAGAAUGUUUGUAAUUCAAUUGUGAAGGACAUGGAAAUCACUUCAAAUAAUAAAUUUCAACAUCUGACUGCUCCUGUUGUGGUGCACGUAUCGCGGCCAAAGGAUAUUGAACUGAAGAGGAGAGAUCUUCCAAUAAUUAUGAUGGAGCAGGAGAUAAUGGAAGCUGUAAAUGAGCAUUCAAUUGUAAUUUUAUGUGGAGAAACAGGAUGUGGUAAAACUACUCAAGUACCUCAGUUCUUAUAUGAAGCUGGUUUUGGGUCAAAAAAUUGUAAUGACCGGAAAGGAAUCAUUGGUGUUACACAACCGCGACGUGUAGCUGUUCUUGCCACUGCCAAGAGAGUAUCCUUUGAGUUGGGUUAUUGUCUUGGAAAGGAGGUUGGUUUUCAAGUUAGGCAUGAUAAAAGGAUAGGAGAUCGUUGCUCUAUCAAGUUCAUGACUGAUGGAAUUUUACUUCGAGAAGUUCAGAGUGACUUCUUACUGAGGCGUUACUCUGUAAUUGUCCUGGAUGAGGCUCAUGAGAGAAGUUUGAACACAGAUAUACUUGUCGGAAUGCUAUCUCGAGUUAUAAAACUUCGCGAGAAGUUAUAUUUGGAGCAGCGGGAGAAAAUACUUUCAGGCGUAGAAAUUGACCGUGACAAGAUGAUCACUAAAUUAAAGAUCAUACUUAUGAGUGCUACACUUAGAGUUGAAGACUUCAUUUCUGGCAAAAAAUUAUUUCAUGAGACCCCACCUAUUCUGGAAGUUCCAGUAAGACAAUUUCCGGUGACUAUUCAUUUCUCAAAGAAGACACAUGAGGAUUAUUUAGGUCAAGCUUAUAAGAAGGUUAUGUUGAUCCACAAGAAGCUACCACCUGGAGGCAUACUGGUAUUUGUCACUGGGCAACGGGAAGUGGAGUUCCUGUGUAAGAAGCUAAGGAAAGCAUCAAAGCAAUUAAUUACAAACAAUUCUAAAAGAAACUCAGAUAAUGAUGGGACUGCAAACCUGGACAUGGAAAUGAAGGAUAUCCAUGAAGCAUUUGAGAUAAGCACUACAGACCAGCAGACUGACAGGUUUAGUUCUUUUGAAGAGGAUGAUAACUUCCCGGAGAUGGAUUCUGAUUCAUCUAACUCAGAAACAGACAGUGAUAUUGGGGAUGAUACUGAUACUGAAACAACCUCAGAGAAGACCGAUUUAGUUCUGGAUCUUUUAGGAGAUUCUAGAGGUCUUUUGUCAUUGAAGGCUUCUUUUGAAGCCUUAGCUGGAAAAUCAUGCAACCAAAAUUCUAAAGAAGAACCAACUGCACCAAUGCAUUCCAAAGAAGAGGAGACUCAGUUUGUCCCUUCCACUAUGGGUGAACAAGCGGAACCUACUCCUGUUGGUCCUUUGUAUGUGUUACCCCUUUAUGCAAUGCUACCUGCUUCUUCUCAGCUUCGGGUAUUUGAA
This is a messenger RNA of Asparagus officinalis (garden asparagus), 1552 nucleotides long. Its product is annotated as ATP-dependent RNA helicase DEAH13-like. The record is from RefSeq and is a predicted model, not a curated record. The transcript is spliced from 4 exons. Gene Ontology annotation, cellular component: intracellular anatomical structure; nucleolus. Gene Ontology annotation, molecular function: ATP binding; RNA binding. Lineage: Eukaryota; Viridiplantae; Streptophyta; Magnoliopsida; Asparagales; Asparagaceae. Gene Ontology annotation, biological process: maturation of SSU-rRNA from tricistronic rRNA transcript (SSU-rRNA, 5.8S rRNA, LSU-rRNA). The annotation marks the transcript as partial.